GGUCCUCAGAGUCUUUUUGACUUCCUAUAUGUGACCACUAUCAAUAUAAAACAUGAACAGGAGUUCUGUUUUUGCUUUCCCUUCCCUUCCCUUUCCUCAUUGGCAGUGAGGCAGGAAAUCUGCCAGCUGAUCCAGCUGGAUGAAUCUGUGCUAGAGCAAGCCUUGUGCUUUCGCACGGUGGAGGCCCGUCAGGAGAAGGUGGUGACAUCCCUGAAUAUCUCACAAGGUUACUAUGCUCGAGAUGCCCUAGGAAAAAACAUUUAUAAUCGGCUAUUUAACUGGCUCGUUAACAGGAUCAAUGAGAGCAUCAAGGUGACAACCACUGAGCGUAAGAAAGUGAUGGGUGUUCUGGAUAUUUAUGGCUUUGAGAUUUUUCAGAACAACAGCUUUGAGCAGUUCAUUAUCAAUUACUGUAAUGAGAAACUCCAGCAGAUAUUCAUCCUGCUGACCCUCAAGGAGGAGCAAGAAGAAUACAUUCGGGAGGGCAUUACUUGGACUCCAGUGGAAUUUUUUGAUAACAGCAUCAUCUGUAACCUGAUAGAAGACAAUAAAGGUGGGAUCCUGGCCGUGUUGGAUGAGGAGUGCCUUCGCCCAGGAGAGGUGAACUCAGACACAUUCCUGAACAAACUCGACCAAACGUUUAAGGCUCACCAGUGCUACGAGAGCAGAUCUACCCAGAAUGCCAAGAUGAUCACAGAUAACAGCUUGUCUGGAAAAUGCUUUCGUAUUCACCAUUAUGCUGGCAAGGUGUCUUACAAUGUGGAGGGCUUCAUAGAGAAGAACAAUGAUCUGUUGUACCGAGACUUGUCGCAAGCCAUGUGGAAGGCCAAGCACUCCCUCCUACACAGCCUCUUCCCUGAAGGGGAUCCCAAGAAGGCCUCCCUGAAGCGCCCACCCACUGCGGGUUUCCAGUUCAAAGCCUCUGUGGUCACCCUCAUGAAAAACCUCUAUUCCAAGAACCCCAAUUAUAUCAGGUGCAUCAAGCCCAAUGACACCAAAGAGCCAGCUGUGUUCACAGAUGCAAUAGUUCGUGCACAGGUCCGCUACCUUGGCCUACUGGAGAAUGUGCGAGUACGUCGGGCUGGAUAUGCGUAUCGGCAACCGUAUGAACCAUACCUAAAGCGCUACAAGAUGCUCUGCAAGGAGACCUGGCCGCAGUGGAAAGGAAGUGCCAGAGAUGGGGUUCAAGUCCUCUUAAGCAGUCUGUCCAUUGACCCCAAAGAGGUGGCGUAUGGAAACACGAAGAUUUUCAUCCGAACACCACGCACGCUUUUUGAUCUGGAGAGCAGACGCCGACGGCGAAUAGAGGAGCUGGUUGCCCUGAUCCAAGCGACCUUCUUGGCAUGGAAAUAUCGCAAGUCAUUUCAAAAGAUGCGUAGCAGUCAGAUUCUUAUCUCUGCCUGGUUCCGGGGACAUAUGCAAAAGAAGAAAUACAGACAGAUGAAGGCGUCAGCUCUUCUUAUCCAGGCCUAUGUCCGAGGUUGGAAGUCUCGGAGGCUGCUACGGCAGUUGAAGGAACAGAAAUGCCGCAAUGAGGCUGCCACCAUAAUUACUGCUUACUGGAAAGGUUAUCAGUCUCGUAAGCUCCUACGGCAGUUGAAGGAACAGAAAUGCCGCAGUCAGGCUGCCACCAUAAUUACUGCUCACUGGAAAGGUUAUCAGACUCGAAAACAAUACAAGAAGUAUUUCCGCUCUGGAGCCUCUGAGCGUAUCACCAAGUUUAUCUAUGGGAGCCUGGUGCAAAAAUUUCUCUUGGGCCUGAAAAACAAUCUCCCUUCGAUGACGGUGACUGACCAUGCUUGGCCACCUGCCCCUUACAAAUUUUUCACAGACACCAACCAAGAACUGAAGAAGAUCUUCCACCAUUGGAGGUGUAAGAAAUAUCGGGAUCAGCUGUCACCACAAAAAAAAGAAGUCUUACAAGACAAGAUGUGUGCCAGUGAACUUUUCCGGGGCAAGAAAAGUUUGUACCUAAAGAGCCUCCCACAGCCUUUCAAAGAGGAAUACUUGGGUGUGGACCAGAAUCCCAAAUAUCGUAAGCUGCAAACCACAGCCAACGGCAAGCUGGUUAUGGCCGACAGAGUGAGGAAAGUCAACCGAGGCGAUGGAAAGGCUUCUCCUCGGAUCUUCCUUCUUACCAAGAGCCACAUCGUCUUGGCUGACCCCAAAGCUGCUCAGCCUAAGACGGUCAUCAACCUGAGUGACAUCACCAGCGUCUCUGUCAGCCGCUAUUCAGAUGGGUUUUUUGUUCUGCAUAUCAAAGAGGGCUCCACAGCAGGUACCAAAGGGGACUUCCUGCUUAUCAGCGACCAUUUGAUUGAACUGAUCACCCGGCUCCACCAGACGAUGCUGGAGACCACAAAGCAAAAACUGAAACUUGAAGUGAUGGAUGAAUGUGUGGUGAAGUUCAAGCAAGGCAGCAUUGCUGUCAAGAUGGUGGAGGCUGCUGAGAAUCAAGGUCCAGUGCCUGUCUGCAGGAAGAAGGGCAGCCACAGACUGGAGGUGUUGGUCCAGUGAAGCAAAAUUGGGCAGGAAGACCUUGCUCGGGGCAGCCCUGUUCCUUGUAGCAGAGAAACUAAAUCUGGCUCGGCAGCAGCAGCCUCAGUUUCCAUUCCCCCAGAAUCCUUGUCUCAAAGAUUCCCACCUGAAACACAUCAAGCGUGCUUAACGUCCUGGAACUGAUGCCAAAAUCACUCCGUCUGCCAGAAGCACAAAAGGGAGCUCAGGCUCAACAUGUUUAGAAAUGGCCUCUUUCCAGUAGAAGAAUUAGGUGCCUACCACCUUUAAAGCUUUGAAAGAUGAAAAGAUCUGUUUUAAUGCAAAACCAUCAAGGCUAUGAGUUGUUUGAAGGGCGCGGACUCAGUGGGUGCAAAGAGGCAAUUUCUUAAGCUUGCCCACAAGUGGCAUUCUCUCCCAUACGUUAUCUUUUAAUCACACGUGGUUACUAUAUGUGUGAUCACUUUGAGAUAUAAAAAGUAAUUGCAACAAGUCAUUAAAAAUCCUAUUUGAAGUCUUAAGUGCACAGAGUAGGUACUUUUUCUGAUCCUCCCAUUCCCCCAGCAUGUGUGUCAGUUUGGCUUUCCACAAGAUGUUUUGAGGGUUUUUUUAAAAAAUCUCUGCCUUCAUUGUAGAACUGGAUGAAUCAAGUUGCUGGAGGUGAAGCCAUCACCCGCACUCAGUGGAGAAAAGAAAAUCUAGUAGAAUAUCCAUAACUCAUCCAACAGUCAUUUUUAAAUGGGUUGACAGGUGAUUGGCCUGCAGCCUUUCCAAUUUUUUUUCCAUGAUGUGUGCAAUGCUCUAAAUACUGUGCUGUGUGUCAGUCAGGGAGCCCAAUACAGAAAAAGAGAAUCGGCCAACAAUAAGUGCAUCCCUUAAAAAUUUAUUUAUUAGCAUGCAUUUUUAAAUGGAUGCAUUGUAUCUAUACACUUCCUAUGCUUCUCAGUUUAUAUGUUUGUGUUCAGUCAAUAACAAUGAGCACUACUACCAUUUCCCUGAAAAUAAGACCUAACCUGAAAAUUAGCCCUAGUAUGAUUUUUCAGAAUGAU
Molecule: messenger RNA, 3545 nt
Organism: Pogona vitticeps (central bearded dragon)
Lineage: Eukaryota; Metazoa; Chordata; Lepidosauria; Squamata; Agamidae
Source: RefSeq, a predicted model, not a curated record